This is a messenger RNA of Drosophila kikkawai, 1249 nucleotides long. RefSeq names its product probable palmitoyltransferase ZDHHC24. Gene Ontology annotation, molecular function: palmitoyltransferase activity. NCBI's taxonomy places the organism in Eukaryota, Metazoa, Arthropoda, Insecta, Diptera, Drosophilidae. The record is from RefSeq and is a predicted model, not a curated record.
CGUACGGCCAUUUCUAAUAUAGAAAAUUCUUGUCAGGAAUAUUACAUAAAAUUAUAUUUUCAUUCGUUUAAGACUAAUUGUGUGUGUGUAGUUUAUUUUUAAGGCAUAACACGAUGCCACCGGAACCACCUUUACAAGACAAGGAUAACUCAAAGCCUCAAAAGCCAGUAAAAGACGUGGAUAACCAGAAGUCUCAAGAGCCUGUCUUGGAUUAUUUAAACCCACAGGAACCUAUCAACAAACCCCCGAUCAAGGCUUCCAAACCUACAAUGGCCUGCUCGCAGAUCCUCUACAUAAUGAUAAUUAUCGUACUCACCCCAUUCUUUUACGUUGACGUCGUGUUCUACGUAACACCACAGCUACUGGGUCCCAUAGGAUUCACGCUUAACGCUAUUGUAUGCACAUGGAUUUCCUACAACAUCCUAGGUAACAUGUGGGCCUGUUACCGUAAAACCAGUUCAGUGGACUCUUUGCCCCUGGAGCUUCUCAAACCUGCCGAGGGUGAAGAACACCUGUGGCGCUAUUGCAAGGAAUGCCAGAGACUAAUGCCGCCAAGGUCGUGGCACUGCAAAAUCUGCAAUUGCUGCAUUUUGAAGCGAGAUCACCACUGCAACUUCACGGGCAAUUGUAUUGGACACAAUAAUCAACGAUACUUCAUCUGGUUGACCUUUUACAUGGGCCUCGGCAGCAGCCUGGCCUUGGUUUAUAAUUUUAUAUUUGUCUGGCGACAUGGCUUUGUUUUAGUCAACGAGCUGUUUUCGAUGGCUGCCUUGCAAAAUGGCCCUGAACCGGACCUUGCAUUUAGAGGGGCCAUAUCUAUGGUCGUCUACGGGAACAUAGUGUGCGUCAUUUUUCCAUUUGUCAUGUUCUUUAGCGCAGUUUCGAUGGUCCGACGUAAUACUGUGAUGUUCGAUACAUCAAAUCGGGAAUAUGAUAUGGGAUGGUGGAGGAACUUUAGUCAGGUGCUGGGAAAACUCCAGUUCUGGACUUGUCUCUCGCCUGCCAUUAAGAGUCCUUUACCCCACGAUGGCGCCCAGUGGAAAACAAAGGACAAAGAAUGAGGGCUUCAUUUUUAAUAUAACAAAUUCUGGUUGCUAUUUAAUUUUGCUUUGAUAUUUUCCUCAAUUCAACAAAAGAUACACCCAACUCUGAGUCAAUAAUCUCCCUCUUAUGUAUUCAUCUAUAAGACUUCGGACCAUGACCUCCAAGGGGACCCAGACUGUCAGCUUGCCUAAACGCCAUCUCAAGA